CUGGGUCCUUCGAAAAACCCAUCUUCGCCCCAUGUCGCGACUCAGCAAGCGCAGCCGAUUGCCGUUGCCACUGGCCACGGUUCUUCUCCUGGGGAGUUUGUGCUUCACUGGGCCGCAAGCAUCGCGACCGUUCAGGACAGGUCUGAGGGCUGCGGAUGAGGCCUGGCGCGAGGCCUAUGACAUGGAGCUGCAGAGGAACCGGUUGCUGCGGGAACAGCUGAAGGAGGACAUGGAACUGCCAGAAGUGUGUGAAGUGGAUUGGAAGGCAAGCUAUGAGAAGCUCUCAGACUGCAACAAGGAGCUGGAAGUUGCCUUGCGUCAACAGGCCAAGACGGCCGAGGAGGAUGCACAGCCCCUCUCGGUGGAGCCUGUCGCCUUUGAAGUCACCUUGCCCGACAGUGACAGCAGUGAGAGGGUGGAGGUGGUUGGUUUCCGGUCUCCGAAGAAUGCGGCCUUUUACCUGCUGCGGGGGCGCUUACCCUUAGGACUGCAAUUGACCAAGAAGGAUGAGGGACGUUUGAAAGGAGCCUUCAUGGUGGAAGCCGCCGCGCCCGGUGGCGCGGCUGCCAACGGUGGUGUCAUGGAAGGCGAUAUCCUCCACGCGCUGACGGUGGUGAUGGACAGG
This is a messenger RNA of Cladocopium goreaui, 625 nucleotides long. The record is from the annotation of a GenBank genome assembly. NCBI's taxonomy places the organism in Eukaryota, Dinophyceae, Suessiales, Symbiodiniaceae.